AUGGCAUUUGAUUCGAAAGUUAGAGGGGCGUCACCCGCUGCAAAAACGGCCGACGAGGGCAUCGCACCGAUUCCAGAGCCCAGUGGUCUUCCUAUUCUUGGUAAUAUCACAGCACUCGACGCAGAAUUCCCUCUUGGAUCUAUGAAAUCACUCGCAGAUCAGUUCGGCGAAAUAUACCGACUAAGAUUUCCUGGAAGAUCUGUGGUGCUGGUCUCCACUCAGGCCUUGGUCAACGAGACAUGUGACGAGAAGCGCUUCAAAAAGAGCAUCAAUACAGCUCUCAACGAGAUAAGAGACGGUGUCCAUGAUGGACUUUUCACUGCAAAGAUGGGAGAGGAGGCCUGGGGGAUCGCACACAGAAUUCUCAUGCCCGCUUUUGGACCCCUUUCUAUCCAGUCGAUGUUUACCGACAUGCACGACGUCGCUUCACAGCUCGCCUUGAAGUGGGCGCGUGCAGGCCCCAACUCAAAAAUCAUCGUCACCGAUGAUUUCACAAGACUUGCAUUGGAUACCCUAGCCCUUUGCUCCAUGGGCUACCGAUUCAACAGCUACUACUCCCAGGAACUACACCCAUUCAUUGAGGCCAUGGGUGACUUCCUGACAGAGGCUGGUGAGAAGCCGAGACGCUUGCCGCUUCCAUCCCUGUUUUAUCGCCAAAAGGAUGAGAAAUACAAGAACGAUAUCGAAACCAUGAGGAGGACUGCUAGGGAGGUCUUGGAAUCUAGGAAAUCUGGGGAGGAUGACGCUAGACGCGAUCUCCUGACUGCGAUGAUGAAGGGCGUCGACCCAAAGACUGGAAAGCAUAUGACGGAUGAAAGCAUCAUGGACAACCUGAUCACCUUCCUGAUUGCCGGACACGAGACUACAUCUGGUUUAUUGUCCUUUGUAUUCUACCAGCUCUGCAGACAUCCCGAAGCCUACCAAAAGGCCCAGAGGGAGGUAGACGAGGCUGUUGGCAAGAGAGCCAUCAAGGUUGAGGAUCUCAACAAAUUGCCCUACUUGAACGCCGUGCUCCGCGAGACCCUACGAGUGAACGCCACUAUCCCGUUGUUUACCGUCGAGGCAUUCGAGGAUACUCUCCUUGCCGGAAAGUACCCCGUGAAGGCCGGUGAGACCAUUGUGAAUCUGCUCGCAAAGUCUCAACUCGACCCCAAGGUCUUUGGAGAAGAUGCUCUUGAGUUCAAGCCUGAGCGCAUGCUCGAUGAGCCUUUCAAGAAGUUGAAUGAGGACUUCCCCAACUGCUGGAAGCCAUUCGGUAACGGCAUGCGUGGUUGUAUUGGUCGUCCCUUCGCCUGGCAAGAGUCUCUGCUCGUCAUGACUAUGCUCCUCCAGAACUUCAACUUUGUUUUGGAGCCGGCGGGCUACCAACUAGGAUUCAAGCAAACGCUUACGAUCAAGCCAAAGGAUAUGCACAUGCGUGCCAUCUUGCGCGACGGACUGACCGCUGUUGGCCUUCAGCACCGUCUCUCGGGUCAAGCCAUUCCAGAGGCCAAUGGCUCCAAGAAGGCUGCAGAAUCCGCCGAUGACAGCAGCAAGGUCCCCUUGACAGUUCUUUACGGAUCCAACAGUGGUACAUGCGAGUCUCUUGCGCAGCGUGUGGCUACUGAUGCCCCGUCCCAUGGUUUCAGGGCCACAAAGGUUGAUUGCCUCGAUAGCUUGAAGGGCAAUCUGCCAACGGACCAGGCUGUUGUGAUCAUCACAGCUUCAUAUGAAGGACAAGCACCCGACAAUGCAUCUCACUUCGUUGCUUGGCUAGAGGGUUCCAAGAAGGAGGAGAGCCCAUUGAAGAAUGUUGCCUACACUGUCUUUGGAUGCGGUCACAAAGACUGGACGCAGACAUACCAUCGUAUUCCGAAAUUGGUCGACGCCGCCAUGGCUGAUCUUGGAGGCGAGAGGGUCGCCGAGAUUGGUCUUGCUGACGUCUCUCAGAACCAAGUCUUCACCGACUUCGAACACUGGGAGGAUCACGUGCUGUGGCCUUCUCUCACAAAGAAGUACAAUGUCGCCGCUCAGGAUAAGGAUGAAUCUGCAGUCAAUGCACAGGUCAAGAUUUCGACCCCCAGAGCAUCUACACUCCGCCAGAAUGUCCAGCCUGGUCUUGUCACGGAGGCAAAGAUCCUCACUAAGGAUACUUUCGACAAGCAAGCGAAGAAGCACCUCGAAAUUCGUCUUCCCGAAGGCACUACGUACUCUGCAGGCGAUUACUUGGUGGUCCUGCCCAUCAACCCCAAGGAGAAUGUCAACCGCGCAAUGCGCCGUUUCCAGUUGCCCACAGAUGCCCAUCUUGAGAUUACCACCGAGGGACCAACUGCUCUUCCCACCAACACCUCUCUUUCCGCCUACGAGAUCUUGAGCUCAUACGUUGAGCUGCAGCAGCCAGCAACCAAGCGGAGUCUCCAUGUCCUCGCUGCAUCCACCACUGAUGAGCAGACCAAGUCAGCUCUCGAGAAGCUAGCCGAUGAAGACUUCGCUCAGGAGAUCAACGCCAAGCGUGUCUCCGUCCUUGACCUCCUCGAACGCUUCCCCAGCAUCGACCUUCCUAUCGGCACAUUCCUGACGUUGAUGCCACCAAUGCGGGUCCGACAAUACUCCAUCUCAUCCUCUCCUCUCUGGAAGGCCGACCACGUCACACUGACCUUCUCCGUGCUGCACAAGAACGCCCUAUCCGGCCAAGGAACCCACAUCGGCGUCGCCUCGACCUACCUCGCGGCCCUCGAAAAGGGCGACACAGUGCACAUCGCGGUGCGGCCCUCGCACGCCGCCUUCAGCCUCCCCUCGGACCUCGAAACCACGCCCAUCAUCGGCGUCGCCGCCGGGACGGGUCUCUCGCCCUUCCGCGCCUUCGUCCAGGAGCGCGCCGCCAUGAUCGAAUCCGGCCGCAAGCUCGCGCCCGCCAUCUUCUUCUACGGCUGCCGCUCCCCGGAAACGGACGACCUGUACCGCGAGGAGUUCGACGAGUGGCAGCGCAUUGGUGCGGUGGACGUCCGCAGGGCGUACAGCCGUGCGGCUGAGAAGAGUGAGGGCGCGAAGUACGUCCAGGACCGUAUGUUGCACGACCGCGAGGAUGUGGCUAAGUUGUGGCGGGAUGGCGCGAAGGUGUAUGUGUGCGGAUCGAGAGCCAUUGCGGAUGCGGCGAAGGAGACUAUUAUUAAGAUCAAGGUUGGCAUGGAGACGGCGGAUGGAAAGGAUGAUGACUCCAAGGGUGUGCAGGAGUGGUUUGAUUCGUUGAGGAAUGUGAGGUAUGUCACUGAUGUCUUCGAUUAA
Messenger RNA from Aaosphaeria arxii CBS 175.79, 3264 nucleotides. Its product is annotated as cytochrome P450. The transcript is spliced from 4 exons. Gene Ontology annotation, molecular function: iron ion binding; NADPH-hemoprotein reductase activity; flavin adenine dinucleotide binding. The coding region runs from base 1 to 3264 and encodes 1087 amino acids. The record is from RefSeq and is a predicted model, not a curated record. Lineage: Eukaryota; Fungi; Ascomycota; Dothideomycetes; Pleosporales. Gene Ontology annotation, cellular component: cytosol.